Suillus subalutaceus is the source of this 1121-nucleotide messenger RNA. RefSeq lists its product as uncharacterized. The transcript is spliced from 3 exons. Lineage: Eukaryota; Fungi; Basidiomycota; Agaricomycetes; Boletales; Suillaceae. The coding region runs from base 193 to 813 and encodes 206 amino acids. The record is from RefSeq and is a predicted model, not a curated record.
AGUUGUUCGGAACUUCGGUACCGUAAGAAGGUACUCAUCACUCCUAAUGGGCUCAUGGUCGGUGCGUUGCGGAAGGAAUGUUUUUACUAAAACCUUUAGCACGCCUAGAGAAAACUAUAUAAAAGCUGAUGGGUCGUAUCUCGAGCCAUAGCCAUCGUCCGACUCUCACUUUUCUUCUCUAUCUGCUUGCUCAUGACGACCCACAACGAGCUAUGGUUGACUUAUCACCAAGCGUCACGCUGCAACAAGCCAGCGACGACUCAGUUGGUGGAACUUGAGUUUCAGAAUGAGAAGUUAACUGACUUGGAGGAUGUGCUCGAGCAUUUGUUCCGCCAGGGAUUCGUUGAGGCCCAGCAUCGGUCGCUGUCAUAUUGGGAGAACCAUAGCGGGCAGCGGCUCAACCCAAGUCAUGCCGUGGAAGAACUUCUGACAGAGGGCGAAGGCAAAUGCCCCCAAUCGGCUCUUAGGCUGAUCAUUGCCGAUUGUCCGCCCCAUUUGUGGUUUAGUUAUGUUUAUACUCACAAAAAUGCGGCGCCCGCCGUGACGCAGCGCGUGAAAUUUAGCCAUGCCCAGGAGGCAAAGCUUGAAAUUAUAGCUCACCUCACCAACCAUAUUUUCCGUAAUGGUUAUCUUCCCGCACGAUAUCGCACGGUGGUGACAUGGCAGGGUACUUGUGGAAGGAAGAUAGAAGAACACGAGAACCUUGGUGUUCUGCUUACCGCAGGAGAGGGUCUCUCGGAAACUUCGCCCUUGCGUCUCAUUAUAGAUGCCGCCUGCGCACAUACCAAAACAUGUCAUGCAGCUUGUCACUAGGAACGAGAGUUGGUGACCAUCUUAUGGGGGGAGUCGGGCUGGUACAUAUUUCUCCUUAUCGUGCUCUGGCAAGCACUGUGACUUUGAGCUGUGGUUGGUUGGUAGUUGCAGGUGUUUAACGUUCAAUGCCAGAUAGUGAGCGAUCCGUCUGAGUUGGACGAAGAAGGACUGUAUGAUCAUGAGCAAAUUGACAGUCUUACACAGGCUUAAGUUACGGCUAGAGCGAGGUGUUGUAACGUACAGUUCUUAGUCAUCCAGUUUGGAACGGGUUAGGGCCGGCCUGUUCGUACUUCUUGCCGUAAGCACUC